ACGGGCUUGCUCACACGCCCGACCACUUAAUCUUCGUCACGUUUCAGCCACGAGAAAAGCCUACAAGUACUGGCGGUCCUCCGGAGACUUGCAAUUUCAGGUGCUCUUUGAUUCCGAGCAUUAACGUUUCGACUGGAGGCGACAUUUUGUUUCCUUCUUUGUUCAUUGCCGAUCAAGGAUGGCGUCCAUGGGAGCCGUGACUGUUGGUUCCAACUCUGUGUCGAGGAGUUCUCUCAUCGUAAGUCAUGGGCAUUCGGUUUCAGAGACCAAAAAGAGCCUAUCGCUGGUUGGCCUGAAGAACCAAGUAGAAACUCACAAGGGAUUGAAAUCGUUGAACAAAUUGGAUAUGCUGCGGAAGAAAACCCCUUCGAGUGCUGUUUGCAGGACUGCUAGUAGGAAAACUGAUGGAAAUUGUAGAACAGCUGGGAAAAUUGUGUGUGAACAAGGGAUGAACAUAGUGCUUGUGGCUGCUGAAGUUACUCCAUGGAGCAAAACUGGUGGGCUUGGUGAUGUUCUUGGAGGAUUGCCUCCAGCAUUGGCUGCUAGAGGACAUCGUGUCAUGACAAUAGCUCCUCGCUAUGAUCAGUAUAAAGAUGCUUGGGACACUAACGUAACAGUUGAGAUGCCAGUUGGAGAUCAAACUUUAAAUGUAAGGUUUUUCCAUUGCUACAAACGAGGAGUUGAUCGAGUAUUUGUUGAUCACCCAAUGUUUCUAGAAAAGGUUUGGGGCAAAACUAGAUCUAAACUAUAUGGGCCUAAGGCAGGAGUGGAUUAUGAGGACAAUCAGUUGCGAUUUAGCUUAUUGUGCCAGGCUGCUCUGUUGGCGCCUUUGGUUCUAAAUUUGAACAGCAGCGAGUACUUUUCAGGACCAUAUGGGGAGGAUGUUGUAUUCGUUGCCAAUGAUUGGCACACAGCUCUUCUUCCAUGUUACUUAAAAUCCAUGUAUCAAGCAAGGGGAAUUUAUUCAAGUGCCAAGGUCGCUUUCUGCAUUCACAACAUUGCUUACCAAGGCAGAUUUGCUUUCUCAGACUUUUCCUUCCUGAAUCUGCCUGAUCAAUUCAAGAGUUCCUUUGACUUUACUGAUGGGUAUGAAAAACCUGUGAAGGGAAGAAAAAUUAAUUGGAUGAAGGCUGGAAUAUUGGAAGCUGACAGAGUGUUGACUGUUAGUCCAUACUACGCUCAGGAGCUUGUUUCUGGAGUUGAGCGGGGUGUUGAAUUGGAUAACAGUCUCCGUUUGACCACGGUUACUGGUAUAUUGAAUGGUAUGGAUGUCCAGGAGUGGAACCCUGCCACCGACAAAUACAUUCCUAUCAAAUUCAAUGCUGAAGCUGUUACGGAAGCAAAAGCUCUUUUGAAAGAAGCUCUUCAAGCAGAAGUUGGAUUGCCUGUUGACAGGAACAUCCCUUUGGUAGGAUUUAUUGGUAGACUUGAGGAGCAAAAGGGAUCCGAUAUCCUAUCAGCAGCUAUUCCAACGUUCAUUGAUGAAAAUGUUCAAUUGGUCGUCCUUGGAACUGGCAAGAAGUACUUAGAGAAACAGCUUGAAGAGCUAGAGAUAAAAUAUCCUGACAAAGCUAGAGGGGUGGCAAAAUUCAACGUUCCUUUAGCGCAUCUCAUAAAUGCUGCAGCUGAUUUCUUGAUCAUUCCUAGUAGAUUUGAACCUUGUGGUCUCAUCCAGUUGCAAGCUAUGCCUUAUGGGACAAUUCCAUUGGUAAGCACAACUGGUGGACUUGCCGACACUGUUAUUGACGGUUAUACAGGGCUCCAAAUGGGUGCUUUCAGUGUUGAAUGUGAAACGGUUGAUCCAGCCGAUGCAGCUGCAAUUGCUAAAACUGUACUAAGAGCCCUUGCACUCUACGGCAGUGCUGCCCUUGAAGAAAUGAGACAGAACUGUAUGGCUCAAGAUUUCUCUUGGAAGGGGCCAGCCAAGCUAUGGGAAAAAUUGCUGUUGAGCUUGGGAGUUGAUAACAGUCAACCUGGAAUUGAAGGGGAGGAAAUCGCUCCUCUUGCCAAGGAAAACGUUGCCACUCCUUGAGAAAACUUUUCUAGUUUCUCUUAGUAUAGGGCUAAUAAUUGGUAAUGGACGUGGAUAUGAAGAGAGGGAAGUGGUAAAGCAGUGAGAUUUGAUCCUUCAGAGCAUAUCCACAGCUGCCAAACAGCAGGCAGGUGAAAUGGCUCUCCCCUCCAAUUGAUGGCCGCUCCUCAGGACAUGACGGUUGACAGGUAGAACCCUGUAUUUAUUGUAUUCCGCCAAGGAAAAAGAAUUGGAAAAUAAACUACGUCUGCAAAUUUUGUUUUUAGCUUUUGAUCUUUUGUUAUUAUGGAGUAUGUAUGUGAUAUAGUAUAAUGCAUCUCCUAGUUUUUUCCU
Messenger RNA from Cucurbita pepo subsp. pepo (vegetable marrow), 2365 nucleotides. Its product is annotated as granule-bound starch synthase 1, chloroplastic/amyloplastic. NCBI's taxonomy places the organism in Eukaryota, Viridiplantae, Streptophyta, Magnoliopsida, Cucurbitales, Cucurbitaceae. The record is from RefSeq and is a predicted model, not a curated record. Gene Ontology annotation, molecular function: alpha-1,4-glucan glucosyltransferase (UDP-glucose donor) activity.